This is a messenger RNA of Saxophila tyrrhenica, 1185 nucleotides long. RefSeq lists its product as uncharacterized. Gene Ontology annotation, cellular component: U2-type spliceosomal complex. Gene Ontology annotation, biological process: mRNA splicing, via spliceosome. The coding region runs from base 1 to 1185 and encodes 394 amino acids. Gene Ontology annotation, molecular function: RNA binding. NCBI's taxonomy places the organism in Eukaryota, Fungi, Ascomycota, Dothideomycetes, Mycosphaerellales, Extremaceae. The record is from RefSeq and is a predicted model, not a curated record. The transcript has a single exon.
AUGCCUCCUCCAUCGAGUCGCAUGACCAAAAACCGGCCACAGCCUACGCGCUACCGGCCGGGCAAAGCAGAAGUCGAGGACCCCGAAUCCGAGGAAGAAUCGUCAGAGGAAGAAGAAGAGCAAUCAGCAAAGGCGCCCGCACCCAAAGCGUCUUCGUUCCCUUCGCAGAAGAAGCUCGCGGUCGAUCUGAGUAAAGCUGGCCAGCAAAGAUCAGCAGCGCCCACAUUACCAGCCAAACCACCGGACGAGGACUUGGAAGGGUUCGUGACUGCUUCGGAGUCUUCCGACGAGGAUGAGGCCGGCGAUGGCUCGAGUGACGAGGGGGAGGGGGAAGAGUCAGAAGAAGAGGAGAGCAGUUCGGAUGAUGAGCCGAAGAAGCCUAUGCUUGCGCCAAAAUUCAUAUCCAAGGCGAAGCGCGUACAACAAGCUUCGAAUGGUCCAACGGCAGAAGAGCGAGCAGCGGAGGAGGAGCGAUUACGGAAGGAGAAGGCGGAUGAGAUGCUACAAGCUCAACUGGAACGGGAAGCAGCGGCGAGAGCGGCAGGCAAGAAGUUUUGGGACGAUGAGGAUAUUGCUCCUGAAGAUGAAGUGGACGACACAGACAAUCUAGACGACGAGGCCGAGCGAGCGGCAUGGAAACUACGUGAGCUCAAGCGCGUACGGAGGGAUCGUCUAGCGAUCGAGGAGAAGGAGAAGGAGCGAGAAGAGAUUGAGCGGAGACGGAACAUGACGGCCGAGGAACGCGAAGAGGAGGAUCGCAAGUACAUCGAAGCACAAAAAGAGGACCGAGAGGGCAAGGGCAAGAUGGCGUAUAUGCAGAAGUACUUCCACAAGGGCGCCUUCUUCAAUACAGAAGGCGAGCAGGACGAGGAGGUGCAGGCGGCGCUGAACAGAGAUCUGGCGGGGGCGAGGUUUGCGGAUGAUGCGGGGGAUAAGGCGGUGUUGCCGGAGUACAUGCGGAUCCGGGAUAUGUCGAAGUUGGGCAAGAAGGGGAGGACGAAGUAUAAGGAUCUGAAGAAUGAGGAUACUGGGCGGUGGGGGAAUGAUGUAGGGAGAAGGAAGAGGGAGUUUGAUGGGGUGGAUGAGCGAUUUAGGCCGGAUGACGGGAGGGAGGGUGGAGGGAGGGAGAGGACGGGGGCGAACAGCCAGCCGGUGGGUGAGAGGAAGAGGGCGAGGUAUGAGUGA